Acaromyces ingoldii is the source of this 923-nucleotide messenger RNA. RefSeq lists its product as hypothetical. The record is from RefSeq and is a predicted model, not a curated record. Gene Ontology annotation, molecular function: acyltransferase activity, transferring groups other than amino-acyl groups. Bases 83 to 664 code for a protein of 193 amino acids. The transcript has a single exon. NCBI's taxonomy places the organism in Eukaryota, Fungi, Basidiomycota, Exobasidiomycetes, Exobasidiales, Cryptobasidiaceae.
UGCAGGACCUGAGCUUUCUUCCGAAUUUUUGAUAGCGCGCCUCAGCACCUCCCCCGCGCUUGCUUCUCCCUGUACAACGACAAUGACAAGGACGAUUGCUGCGACACCGCGCUUCAGCCUCGUGCUCCCGAGCGAGGGGCUAGCGGAGAAGUUGACGAGCGUCAUCAAUGUAGCCUACGCCAGGACGGAAGACGACUUUUGGAAGACAAACGCGGUGCGGACGAGCGUGCCAGAGGUCACGCAGCUCGUUGCCGCCCAGCGCUUCUACAAGCUCACGGCGCCCGACGACGGCGAUGCGCUCGUGGGCUGCAUUACGCUGACCAGAGUCAGCCCGGGAAAGGUCGAGUUUGGCAUGCUGGCCAUCGCCCAAGCGGCCCUCGGGCGCGGGUAUGGGAAUCUCAUCAUGCGAGAAGCCGAGCGCGAGGCACGCGACAAGUGGCAGGCCAGCGAGGCACAGCUCUCCCUCCUCAUUCCCGUCGACCGGGCGCGGAAGCACACGUUCAAGGCGACGCUCAAGAGCUGGUACGAGCGCAUGGGUUAUGUCAAUCGCAAGACACUGACGCUGGAGGAGACUGUCCCCCACCUGUGUGCCAUCGUUGCGAUGGAGAUGGAGAUGCUCAUCUUUGACAAGGCGCUAGUCCCUCCUCAGCAGGGCUCAGACUAGAAGAAGUAGAUAGAUAUAGUUGUAGUUGUAGUUGUAGUAGUAGACAAGUUGGACCGUUUCUUCAUCCCCUCGCUACGUGGCUCGGCAUGUUGGUGGCCAUGACGGUGAUGUUGAGCACAUUGGCCUCGAGCGGCAUCUCGGCCACGUGCACCACCUGCCGCGCAGCGUGCUCGACGUCCAUCCGUGGCUCUGCCCUGACGCUGCCGUCGGCCUGCAUCGCACCGGCGCCCAUGCCCUCGGUCAUGGCCGAGACUGCGUU